This is a messenger RNA of Cladophialophora bantiana CBS 173.52, 2334 nucleotides long. RefSeq lists its product as uncharacterized. The record is from RefSeq and is a predicted model, not a curated record. NCBI's taxonomy places the organism in Eukaryota, Fungi, Ascomycota, Eurotiomycetes, Chaetothyriales, Herpotrichiellaceae. The coding region runs from base 1 to 2334 and encodes 777 amino acids. The transcript is spliced from 2 exons.
AUGCUCGCUCUCGAGCAUUCUCGUCGUCAACAGUUUGACCCAGCGUACGACUUCGAGCAGAGCAUUCAAGCGCCCUUCCCCAGCCUGACCAUGGAUACCUACGACUCGACAGAACCCAUGAUCAACUUCCACCCUCUCCCAUACUCGUUCUUUGACAACCCGUCCAUGUUUGCGACGGCUCCCAUGCAAGCCCUCAAGCAAGAGAUGCCGCCAUUUCAGGAUCUACCGCCCGCUCUGAUUUCUUCGGGUUCGGCACCAUCAAUCCCCAGCGCCUCGUCCUCGACGGUCGGUUCUCCAUACUCGGGCCCGUCCCACGCCAUCCCAUGUCAAGAUGGAAUUGACCGCACGGUUUCUUCCUUUGGAUUGGGCGUCAUGCCUGCUAUCGUCAAUCACGAGGCCUUUUCGCAAGAUGUCCUGGGAACUUCCAUGGAAGCCGAGCUGUCAUUGGGGAGCCACGAAAAGCUCCCCGACAGUUUUGUGGGUGAGUGUGCAGAUCUUUCCUCUUCUCAUCCGCGACCAGAGACCGGUGACAUUCUCCAAGCCCAAUCCGGGCAGCCACUUUCAUCAUCUAUUCCUGCUUCGCCCGAGUCACUGUCCAUCAGUACUUUCUUUGAUCGAGGCGUGUCCACUGCGCCUUCUGUCGCUUCCCAAUCGGUGUUUUCCACUGCUACCCUGUCCCCUGCAACCGAGCAAACUCGGGGAACGCCAACCUUCAAAUCGCCCACCACACCUGCUUCAGCAUGUCCCAGACAGUUUUUUGCUAUUUCGCCAGUGAAGGCGAGAAGCUUUCCCCCAACGUCGCGCUCGCAGACAGCUCCCUCUUUUCACCCUCAUGUGCUCCCCCAUGACGCGCCUGCCGCACCGCAGCAACAACAACAGCAUCACGCCAGCCGUUUUCAGUCUCAUUUCUUUGCCCAGAGCAGCGGUAAUUUCAUGGCCCCGCUGGAAACAUCCUAUCCGUCCUUGAUCCACGCUUCCAGACCAUAUGGCGACGCGGUCUUUGCUGACCAUGGGGUCUUCGCACCCAGCCUGCACUCCUUCACCACCACAUCUCCCUCUGGCUCACCGGCUCCAUCACCUCAACCAUACGGCGUUUAUCCUGCUACUCAAUUCUCUGAGCCCAUCACAAACACCGGCUACUAUCAACAGCAGCACUAUAUGAGCCGACGACCUUCCCUCGCGUCCUACGUGUCUGCUGUUUCACAUCCAAGCCCGGCCUCGGAAAUCGAUGAUGAUGGCCGAGACAAGGGCCGAUGCCCACAUCCUGAAUGCGGAAAAGUCUUCAAGGACUUGAAGGCUCAUAUGUUGACACACCAAGCCGAACGGCCGGAGAAGUGUCCUAUCUUGACCUGCGAAUACAAUCAGAAAGGAUUCGCACGCAAGUACGACAAGAAUCGGCACACCUUGACCCAUUACAAAGGUACCAUGGUCUGCGGAUUUUGCCCAGGUUCAGGCUCUCCGGCCGAGAAGAGCUUUAACCGAGCCGACGUCUUUAAGCGACACUUGACUUCGGUCCACGGCGUCGAGCAGACACCACCCAACAGCCGAAAGCGCAGCCCAUCGGCGAACAACCGAAAGCUCUCCAGCUACUGCCAAGAUGCCACAGGCAAGUGCUCCACCUGUUCGGCAACAUUCAACAACGCUCAAGACUUUUACGAGCAUCUUGAUGACUGCGUGCUGCGUGUGGUGCAACAAGAGGAGCCCUCAGAGGCUGUAAAUGUCCAGCAUCUCUCACAAAUUAGCAACGACAAGGACGUCCAAGAAACUCUGGAUCGCCACAUGAUCAAGACGGAGGAUGCUCCCACCAGCUUUGACGAUGAAGAUGACGAGGACGACGAAGACGACGAAGACGAUGAUGAGGACGAUGACCCGUCAUUCAAUAGCCGAUCUGGCAAAGGCGCACUCAAAUCCCACAAAGCCCCUGCAUCGGCACGAGCAAUCAUCGGGGGCGGUGUCUCCAAACCUGGCAAGUCUUCGAAGAAAGGCAUGACAUGGUCCAAAGGCGGAGUGGCUCUCGCCGGCAAAGGCCGCAAGAAGAGAAAGCACUAUCCGCCGUCCUGGGGCAUGUCCGCUGAGAAGAUGCGCAUGAAGAAGCGCGUGCUUUGCGUUUAUGACGGCCCGCGGCGCCUAUGGAAAGACGACAUGAUGCUGCACAAUGAAUUUGAGGUUCGGCUGCCGCUGGCCGAUUGCAAGAGCUAUGUCACCGACCUCGACAUCGAGACCCUCAAACGAGCUGAGGCUUUGCACAACGCCACAGCCGAAGAGAAGGGUCCGUGGAUUCCGACACCAGAGGAUGGUGGCCAAGGUUUCGACCUCAAUACCCUCAUGGCCUGA